Cololabis saira (Pacific saury) is the source of this 1431-nucleotide messenger RNA. RefSeq names its product hereditary hemochromatosis protein homolog. Gene Ontology annotation, biological process: immune response. Gene Ontology annotation, cellular component: external side of plasma membrane. The transcript has 2 exons. Lineage: Eukaryota; Metazoa; Chordata; Actinopteri; Beloniformes; Belonidae. The record is from RefSeq and is a predicted model, not a curated record. Bases 46 to 1137 code for a protein of 363 amino acids.
CAGAGACAGAAACAGACGAUCGGGACUGAUCAGCGUCUAAUAAAUAUGUUUGUUCUCCAGCUGAUGUCGGGGUCUCUGCUCCUCCACCUGGUGAUGAGUUCAGGCUUUGGAAAUCACUCUCUGUGGACGUUGUUCACCUAUAUCUCAGGACCAACCCAGUUCUCAGAGUUCUCCAUGGUUCUGUUGCUGGAUGACAUCCAGGUGGGGUACUAUGACUCAGACACAGACCAACUGAUAAAGGUUGGUGAUGGAGGUGAGAAAGGGGCAGAGCUUGACCUGGGACAGUUCUUCUUGAAUUUGCUGCGUGAGACGAUGUCGGAGAUGAGGGGGAGGUUGGACAUAGUCAGAAGACAGCUGAACCUGACCUCUCCAGGCGUCUACGUUCAACAGAGGACGGUGGUUUGUGAGGUCCAGGAAGACGGUCAGGCAACACUUGUGAUUUUCAGGGAAGGUGCGAAUGGUCAUGAUGCCGACAGCAUCCAUUGUAACAAGACUCACUUCCUGUACGGCGGUGGUGAUGGUUGGGAUUUCCACUGGGACACCAUGAAGCAGAUGUACGUGCAGACUCUCUACACAAACAUCGUCCGGCCCUUAUGUGCCCAGACUGUGCGACACCUGCUAGAGAGCAACAAGCACCUGGUGAUGCGUCGUGUUCGACCUCGACUACGCCUCCUAUCACAGCCGGGGGGGGGCGGGGCCCAGAUCACCUGUCUGGCCACAGACUUCUACCCUCGCCACAUCAACCUGACGCUGCUGCGGGACGGUGAACCCGUGGACGAGGACCAAAUUACCGUUGGCUCAGUGCUGCCCAACGGCAACGGUCUCUACCAGCUGAGCAAGACGCUGAUGGUGGAUGUAGAGGAGCUGCAGAGGAAGCACAAGUACACCUGUGCAGCGUCUCACCUGAGUCUGGACAACCGGCUGGAUGUGAGCUGGAGGGCCGAGUCUUUCCAUUCAUUCAGAGUCCACGUCAUCUCUGCUCCCGUCGUCCUACUGGUUGUCGUCAUCCUGCUGCUGGUGCUGAUGAUGAAGAUGAGGAAGAGGUCAGGGUCAGAGGAAGCACUUCAUGAGGGAUCGGAGCCAGGGGUGGAGGACCGGGACGUGACGGCUCCACUGAAGCAGUUUUCCUGCAAAUAAACCCUGCGCCCAGUGCGGAAUUGUGACAUUGAUCUCACAACGGAGACGCCAAAAAACUGAUGAUAUAGUGGUGGAAAAUGUAGCAUUCGCCACUUUAUUAAACCAAAGCUACUGUGUGGAGAAAAUGUAUCCUCGUACAGAGAGCAGAGUCUAGAGACUGAUAAUGUGUCCCUAAAAGAUUAGCUCUGUUUUUCUGAAUCUUAAGAAUGAAUCAUCAUUUAUGCUUUAAAAUUAUUAUGCUGCCUGUUUUUAACCAUCAUUCUGCAUCGAGACGCCUGCAAUAGCUUAAAUAAA